Linepithema humile (Argentine ant) is the source of this 831-nucleotide messenger RNA. The record is from RefSeq and is a predicted model, not a curated record. Lineage: Eukaryota; Metazoa; Arthropoda; Insecta; Hymenoptera; Formicidae.
AUGUCACGCAGCGAUUCUACCGCCGCCGAUAUUGAGGGAAUGAUUCAACAAGUACCCUGCAAGGUAUUCGUCGGCCGCUGUACAGAAGACCUUACAUCUGAUGAUCUGCGAGACUAUUUCUCCAAAUUCGGCGAAGUCACGGACGUGUUCAUCCCGAAACCUUUCCGCGCGUUCUCGUUUGUCACUUUUCUAGAUCCGGAGGUCGCCCAGUCGCUCUGCGGCGAGGAUCACAUUAUCAAAGGCGUGUCAGUACACGUGUCGAACGCCGCGCCCAAGUCCGAGGGUAACAACAAGAAUUUCAACAACCAAGUGAACUCGAACAUGAGGGGUGGCAGGGGCGCGCCGGGACCCGUCGAUAAUAACGUGCAGGGCAAUUAUCAGGGUAAUCGUUACAUGGGUCAUUCGGGCAACAACAUGGGCCCGAACGGUUGGAACAAUCCGGGGAAUCGCGGCAAUCUCGACAUGCCGAAUCUACAGGCUCUCGGCAUAACCGGGCAGAACAACGGCGGCGGCGGUGGCGGCGGUAUGUCGAACCCACUGGCCAUGGGUGGUCUGAAUCUGUCUGCGCUGCCGGUCAAUCCAGCACUGGUGGCCGCCGCCUUGAACCAGGCGUCCUGGGGCUUGAUCGGCAAUCUGCAGAAUCAGGGAAACGACCAGGGUUAUUCGAAUCAGCCGGGCCCCUGGAUGAAUCAGGGCGGUGGUGACGGCAACACCGGCAAUCCCGGCACCGGCGGUCCCGGGCCGAAUAACCCGAACGCGUCCCAGGGCGCCUGGCAGAAUCAUCCGGGUCAGCGCGACCAGAAGUCGAAUACCUUUCUCAAGUACGAGUAA